AACAGCAGCUAACCACUUCCUUUUCUCUGCGCCUCCUCCACAAAUACAUGUACAAAAUGAUGAUGAAGUUUCCGUCUUAAUGAUGGCCAUUAUGUUCAGCCUGAACCAAGCAGCUCUGCUCUCCUUUCAAGUAUUAAUUAUGUGCCAAGUCUUUGCAGUUGAGCACAGGAACAUGCUGGUGUCCAGGGGAGACCCCGUCAUCCUCACUUGCAACAUAUCAACGACAAAUGCAACACAAAUCACCUGGACCAAAGGCAGAUUUGUUUUUUCUUAUCUAGUCUUCCUCAAUAUGACUUUUUCAAAUUUCACCUCUCACAAUAUAGACGUAAACCUACCUACAAAGCUGAAUAUUUCUAGUGUUCAGUAUGAUGAUACAGGACUAUAUAAAUGUGAUAUUUUUGACAAAAGAGGUUCCUGGACUAUCAAGUGGAAUUUAACGGUGUCUAGGGAACCUGAAGAAAUCAGUCCAUUGUGGUCUUUUCUACACAUACUCACAGCUGUAACUGGAUUACUAUGUGUCUUCACUUCAGCUGUCUGCCUCUACAGAAAAAAUUGGACCAAGACCCCAAACCAGGACCAAGAAAGCUGGGCCUUGAGCUACGCUCAGUUUCGUGUUCAGUUUGGAAAAGAGGUGGCUCCUCCUGCUCCUUCCCAAAGUUGUGCAGAAUACACAACACAGCCCAGACAGAGGGAGUCGGUUCGUCUAGAGGCUCAACUCAAUCCUGACAAGCAUGAUGUUCAGUAUAAAGCUGAAUAGCAAACAAGAGGUGUGUUGAACAGAAGAGAGACAACACAUUUGAUGAUGGCAACUGCCCUCCUUGGUGACCCAUGU
Molecule: messenger RNA, 832 nt
Organism: Etheostoma spectabile (orangethroat darter)
Lineage: Eukaryota; Metazoa; Chordata; Actinopteri; Perciformes; Percidae
Exons: 5
Coding region: 80-757 (225 amino acids)
Source: RefSeq, a predicted model, not a curated record